This is a messenger RNA of Hansenula ciferrii, 780 nucleotides long. It is a transcript of the gene SHB17, whose product is annotated as sedoheptulose-bisphosphatase. The record is from RefSeq and is a predicted model, not a curated record. Bases 1 to 780 code for a protein of 259 amino acids. Lineage: Eukaryota; Fungi; Ascomycota; Saccharomycetes; Phaffomycetales; Wickerhamomycetaceae. The transcript is spliced from 2 exons. Gene Ontology annotation, molecular function: sedoheptulose-bisphosphatase activity. Gene Ontology annotation, biological process: ribose phosphate biosynthetic process.
AUGGGUGAACAAACUGAAUGGUCAAAAUCUGGUCAAUAUACUUCAUACACUGAUUUAGACUUGACUCCAUUUGGUGUUGAACAGAUGAAAAGAACUGGUAAGGCUCUUUUCGGUACUGGAUUCAUUAAACCUGAUCAAAUCACUUAUAUCUUAACUUCACCAAGAAAAAGAGCUUUACAAACUAUUCAAUUAAUUUUAGAAAGUGUUGAUGAAUCAAUUAGACAAAACAUUCAAAUUGUUAUUGAUGAAGAUUUAAGAGAAUGGGAAUAUGGUGAUUAUGAAGGUUUAUUAACUAAAGAAAUUAUUGCUAAAAGAGCUGCUAAAGGUCUUGAUCAAGAAAGACCUUGGUUAAUUUGGAGAGAUGGUUGUGAAAAUGGUGAAACUUCUGAACAGGUUGGUCUUAGAUUAUCAAGAGUUAUUGAUAGAAUUCAAGGUAUUCAUAAAAAGGCAAUUAGUGAAGAUAAACCAAGUGAUGUUCUUGUUUUCGCUCAUGGUCAUACUUUACGUUAUUUUGCUGCACUUUGGUUUAAAUUAGGUAUUGAAAAGCAAAUAACUAAUGAAACUCCAAAAUAUGUUAAAUCUUAUUCAAAUGAUUCAAUUGAACCAAUUCAUAGAUCAACUUAUAGAUAUUUACAAGAAAAUCCAAAUUUCUUAUUAGAUGCUGGUGGUGUUGGUGUUUUAAGUUAUGCUCAUCAUAAUAUUGAAGAACCUGCAUUAAGUUUAGCUGGUGCUUUCACUAUCCCACCUGAAGAACAAAUUGCUGAUUCUUCAACAAAUUAA